CAGAAAAUGUUUACUUUUAUCAACGUUUAACGAUGUACAAUAUAUUCGACUUUGACAUGGUAAGAAACAUUUCUGUUUGAUGUUCAUUGUCAAUUUUUCAUAUCUUGACAAGAACAUGGAAUUUAAAGUACAUUUAACACUGAGAUCGUCAACUACGGAGAUCAACCUCUCGGCGAUGUUAUUCAGUCUUGCACUCAACAUGCGAUAAAAUGGCAGAGCAAGAAAACGACGAAGAUGUGUGGGACUCGUGGGAAGAUAUGGCUGACUCUGGGGAAUUGGAAAGGCGAAUGGAAGAAAGGGAAAAAGAACAUAUGAGAUUACGAGAUGAAAUUGACAAAAAAUUGUUUGACCCUGGUGUUCGGGUGUUGCUUGAUGAUGACUCAAACAGAACAAGAUAUAUUCCGCAGGUGCGUAUUUUGCGUAGAGAUCCCAAAGAAAGCCCAGCUAUCAACAGCACUUCACCUAGUGGUGAAAGUAGCAACAAGAAAAUCCACAAGACUUUAGCACAACGAGAAAAGGAAUAUGCAGAUGCACGGGCAAGGAUUCUCGGGGAGGAGGCCGCAGAUGGCAGUGAAGACGAAACAUGCAAUGAAAUGAAAAUCAAGACUGAUGAAAAGCUUCCAGAUAACAUUAUUCGUCAACCAAGGGGUCCAGAUGGCACAAAUGGAUUUGCAUUAAAAAGAUGAUAGCUGACCAUCAGACGAAUGCGUGUAGGAGGCCAGAAAAGCUUUGAGCACAUUUCAUUUGCGUUUCGUGUGGUUUUCGAUUACGAUGCACAAUGCUCUUGGUUGGAUUGAAAAUGGGAAGCCGAUUUCGGUGCAGCAGAAAGAAAAACAGCGCCGCUCGGUGCAAAGAAGCAAAAGGAAGAACGUCGAAAUCUUUCGAAAGGAAGAUGUCAAUAGGCUGUUGCAAACAGUACAUUGCAGUAAAUAAAUGAUUUGUGAAAGAGAUAAGUUAGUAAAAUAAUAUCAAACGUCGGCGAUGGUUGCAUAUCCGUUUUCGGCCAAAAUUUGUGGUGAACAUUUUACUAAAAACCUUGGACUUGCGAGUUGGACUUGAUCAAUUUGUGUAAACUUAAGGCUUAUUGCAUGGAACGUUUUUCUAUCCGAGGGUUGAACUCAACCUUAUCAUAAAUCCUUUUUAUAUAACGAUAGGGCAAGAUAACAUGACAAUAUUUCGACAUAGGGCUGAGUUCAUCCCGGGGUUGAGACUUCAACUUUGUUUGAGCUACUAGAGCUGAAAUUUCACCUACACAAUGAGGCUGCUUACAUGACCCAAACUAGCCAUGAUUCAGCGAAACGUUAAAUGAUUUUGGCAAAUUAAAACGACGCAAUAUUUUGCUAUGUUUUUAUACUGUAAUAAAACUUGCGUGAAUGAAUACACCAUUACGCCCAUAAAUACUAUAUAAAAUCUGCUUGAGCAUUUUACAAGCAUUUAGCACUUCAUAAACAUACACCACAAAGACUAUUUUGUAUCAAUUUAAAAAUUACUGCAGGAAUUAGUAUAUGUAUAAAUACAUAAAAUUACUUCUACUUAUGGUGCUUAACAAAGUUCCAUUUUUUACGCUAGAAGUUUCGACUCCAUUCAACGCCUCAAAAUAGCUUCACGCCUCGCUGAAUUCCGGUUAACCGGGAUCAUAUAAGCAGCCUCUAACCUAGGGGUUCAAUUAAUCAACCCAUCGCGAAUCUUAUUGGGAAUCCAAAAUAUAUAUACACAGUGUUUGGGUUGGGUGGGGGGAGGUGGUGAUUUUAAACCUUGUAAAUGGUAUGUAAAAAUGCAAUACUUAAUAUUUUAAAAUCA
Molecule: messenger RNA, 1800 nt
Organism: Xenia sp. Carnegie-2017
Lineage: Eukaryota; Metazoa; Cnidaria; Anthozoa; Malacalcyonacea; Xeniidae
Product: SUZ domain-containing protein 1-like
Exons: 8
Coding region: 210-686 (158 amino acids)
Source: RefSeq, a predicted model, not a curated record